AGUUCCAGCAGUCAGCAUCUCUCUCAUCUGUCCGCCUCACAAGUCAAGUUGUCGCUGCUGUUGUUGCGGCGGCGGCUCUUCCCAGAUCGGCAGCGGCAAGUCCUUGUUGUAGCCGGUCGAGCAGGCGGGCGGGCGGGCGGCGGCAAUGGGUCACCCUUACGCGCCGGCGGACCUGGAGGUGCCGGGCUUCGUGCCGCUACGGCUGUCGCAGGGCGAAAUCCUCGUGACCUACAUCGGUGCCUCCCUCUUCGUCCUCCUCGCCGUCUGGCUAGGCUCCGGAAGAUGUGGCAGGUUAUCCAAGACCGAGCGGCUGCUCAUGUGCUGGUGGGCAUUCACAGGGCUGACCCAUAUAAUAAUCGAGGGGCCCUUCGUCUUCACCCCUAACUUCUUCAAGAAGGAGAACCCCAAUUUCUUCGAUGAAGUUUGGAAAGAGUACAGCAAGGGGGACUCUAGGUAUGUUGCUAGGGACACCGCGACUGUUACGGUUGAAGGGAUUACCGCGGUAUUGGAAGGCCCUGCAUCGCUGCUAGCUGUCUACGCUAUUGCAUCCCGGAAGUCCUACAGCCAUAUUCUUCAGUUCUCUGUCUGCUUGGGUCAGCUCUAUGGAUGCUUGGUUUACUUCAUUACCGCCUACUUGGAUGGCUUCAAUUUCUGGGCCAGUCCCUUCUACUUCUGGGCAUACUUCAUAGGUGCAAACAGUUCAUGGGUUGUGAUACCAACGCUCAUUGCCAUGAGAUCCUGGAAGAAGAUCUGUGGAGCAUUUCAAGCUGAAAAGGUGAAGAACAAAUAAAAACCUUGGCCACCGUUUGGUCAGAACUCAGACUUGACACCGAAAUUCUUAUGUUUGUACUGAAAACUGCUUGUACCCUUUGCUCAAACAACAUUGUAAUGCAAGAAAAUGUGAUUUGUUCCCCCAUCAAAUAGGGUUGCUGGUUAUUCCUUCGAAAUAAUAAAAGUUGUCAGUUGUCACCAUGAA
Setaria italica (foxtail millet) is the source of this 976-nucleotide messenger RNA. RefSeq names its product probable 3-beta-hydroxysteroid-Delta(8),Delta(7)-isomerase. The record is from RefSeq and is a predicted model, not a curated record. NCBI's taxonomy places the organism in Eukaryota, Viridiplantae, Streptophyta, Magnoliopsida, Poales, Poaceae. Gene Ontology annotation, cellular component: endoplasmic reticulum; membrane. The transcript has 4 exons. Gene Ontology annotation, molecular function: C-8 sterol isomerase activity; cholestenol delta-isomerase activity; steroid Delta-isomerase activity. Gene Ontology annotation, biological process: sterol biosynthetic process. Bases 146 to 790 code for a protein of 214 amino acids.